This is a messenger RNA of Orbilia oligospora ATCC 24927, 588 nucleotides long. RefSeq lists its product as uncharacterized. The coding region runs from base 1 to 588 and encodes 195 amino acids. The transcript has 2 exons. The record is from RefSeq and is a predicted model, not a curated record. Lineage: Eukaryota; Fungi; Ascomycota; Orbiliomycetes; Orbiliales; Orbiliaceae.
AUGUCAUAUCAAAACCCUGCAAAUCCAAGUUCAAGCCUUGCCGAUAGGCCCCGGUUCGACAUAAUCGCCUGGUACCCCCAUUACCAGUCAUGCCUCAAAUAUUUUCUAAACACCGCUCAACACUCUUAUCCAUGCCAAGCCCUUGCCGCAUUCCUUAACAUCCGUUUGCCGUAUCAACAGUCUGAGCCAGCGAACGAGUAUGUCAACAUGCCGCCCGCUUCGCCCGGCACAUCAGGAUCUUCAAGAACCAGAAAUCAAGUCUGGGUGUCUUUGAUUCCAUACAUCCGAAGGCUUGUCGCUACAGGUUUUGAUAAGCCAGGUAUUUUGCACGGGUGGUUCGGAGAUGACUGGGCUUUGGGUAUCGGCCCAAUGCAUGAGAGCGAGAGGAGAAAUUUCUUGUUCGCAGCAAAGAGUGGUGGAUGGUCGAAUGUUAAGAAAGAAUAUGAUCAAGUCUCAGACGAGGCUAUUCCGUUCCUGCGACCGCUAGACAACGUUGGCGACGCAGAAGUCCGCGCAGCUGAAGCAUCUUGGAGUGAUUGGCUCGCACUGGAAGACUGGAUGUUCCCCACCACUGACCGACAGAAAUGA